This is a messenger RNA of Aspergillus nidulans FGSC A4, 753 nucleotides long. RefSeq lists its product as uncharacterized. The coding region runs from base 1 to 753 and encodes 250 amino acids. The transcript has 6 exons. Lineage: Eukaryota; Fungi; Ascomycota; Eurotiomycetes; Eurotiales; Aspergillaceae. The record is from RefSeq and is a predicted model, not a curated record.
AUGGUUAUCACAGACCAAUUAACCAAAGGGGUCAGCCCCUUCUAUCUAAGCCAUAGGUACAACCUCAGCCCAUUUACCCCUACCCAGGAGGUAGAGCAUCUAGCUGAAGAACCAACCAAGAGUCCUAUCCAGAAAGGGGAAGCCAUCGUACAGAAAGUUAAGGAAGCCCUAGACUGGGCUCAAGCCUCCAUGGCCUAUUCCCAACAGAAUACAGAGAAUCAGGCUAAUAAACACAGGAGCCCGGCCACAAACUACCAAGUAGGAGAUAAGGUCUGGCUAAGUCUGAAGAACAUCCGUACGGACCGACCCAGUAAGAAACUUGACUGGAAGAACGCCAAGUAUAAGGUUAUAGGCCUGGUGGGCAGUCAUGCUGUACCGCUGAAUACGCCCCCAGGGAUCCAUCCAGUCUUCCAUGUGGACCUGCUUCGGCUGGCUUCAUCAGAUCCACUUCCUUCCCAGAAGAAUGAUGAUAGCCAGCCCCCUAGCAUCAUGGUGAACGACCUUAGUGACUCGGCCAAGGCCUGCGCUGUCCUGAAGGCGGUGAGCCACCUACAAGACUUCCUUGCAACAACAAUCCUUCUUUCUCAUUUCUUCUUUAGCGAUUCCUUCUUGAUAGAAAAUGCUAUAGGAGAUGCUUACAGGAAAAAAGCCAAAUCUAGCCAAUUUCUACCUGAUUGGUUGCAUAUCUUAUACACAUCAGUAAACCUGAAGAAGCAGCGAGUUGAGACAAUCCUUUUGUGGAGGAUGAGUUAA